AUGGCCAAUACUUCUUGGGUAAUAUUCUUGUUCUUUUUGGUUCAGCUCAGUCACGCCGCUUUUCAAAAACACCCUUCAUACGACACCCCGGUGGAAAUAAUCAACCCACAAUCGGAUGAAGCCAAGGUAGGGUAAACUUUUCAAUUUCCCAAUAAUUUUUUAGAAUGUGGUUCGCGACGCCUUCAACUACGUGAAUACCAACAUCUACCCGUCAAAGCCGCGCGCUUUGGUCCAAAUUCUCGAAAUUGCCAAACAGAACAGCAAUGGGAUCGAUUAUCAGAUCCGUUUGGUUUUGGGGACCAGCCAGUGUCCCGAUGGGAAGACGCAAUUUUGUGGGCUCGGUCAUAUUGUUGAUGUAGACGUGGUCUACAUGUUCAGAUCGUCGAAAAAUUCAACGACCGAGCCUCGAUUCCGGUUCCUUCAACUGAAUCAUGAGCGAUGCCCGGCACCGAUUCAGCAUGCCGGCGCAUUCGGCCAGAGUAUGAUCCCGAUUCCCGGAUUUGUGGUGGGACCAGUGCCAGUCAGCCAAAAAAGUGCGCCCGAAAGUUCGGCGCCCGGAUUUGCGGCCGUCUCGAAAAGCAACGGGGCGCUUCAGGAGAUCUUCGGCAAUGGACCUCCGGGGCUGUAA
Messenger RNA from Bursaphelenchus xylophilus (pine wood nematode), 628 nucleotides. Lineage: Eukaryota; Metazoa; Nematoda; Chromadorea; Rhabditida; Aphelenchoididae. The record is from the annotation of a GenBank genome assembly.